AUGAAAAUGAUCCGUCGACAGUGAUAACCGGCACCACGACGACAUGGCUACUGUCAAAGUAACGGAGCAAAAGGUUAUCUUAUGCGGCGAAUACGGCGUCGGCAAGACAUCUAUAUUUCGACGCUUUGCAAACAAUACGUUUGUAGCUAGCAACGAUCGUAAAUCAACUCUGGGUCUCGACAACAUCGACAAAGAGUACGUUGUUGAGGAUAGACGAAUACGUUUGCAAUUAUGGGACACUGGUGGUAUGGAAAGAGUAGCAUCUGUUACUUCGAGUUAUUACAAGUUUGCAGAAGCUGCCAUUCUUGUAUUCGCUCUGGAUAAUUCUACAUCGUUUCAUCUAUUAUCUCAACAUCUGCUCGAUAUAGUGACAUAUGCAGAAAAUGCAAAAAUAUUCCUUUGUGGAAAUAAAAGUGAUUUGGAGAGUAUUGCGCCACAAGUCACAGAUGCAGAGAUGGAACAAUUUUGUGAACAGUGUCAUAAUCUAAUUUCGGGAAUAUACAAAACAUCGUGCAAAACUGGCGAAGGGGUAAAUGAAAUGUUUGAAGAUAUAGCGCAACAUUUGGUCGAAGCCAAUCGAUCGCGAAUGGAGCUGCAUGAGAUGGAUAAGGAUCGAUUUAAGAUUUCGUACAUCGAUGAAGCAGCCGAUCCAUCGUGUCUAUGUUAAUUUGCGGAUUAAGAGUCAACAAACAAAGCAUCCAUUUUUUGAGUCUCCAGAAAUUGUAUUGUUACCGUCACUGACAUUGUCAACGUGAAAGAAACUAAUGACAUUUUUUUGUAUCAAGCAAUUAUUGUAAAUGAUUUUUCUACGACGAAAAGUCAUGUGUAUCAUUAAAAGCAGACAGCAUCAUCCUCAUGAGGGAUGGAAGCGAAUUUUAUGAAUACAUAAACGACGAACUGCGAUCAGGAUAGGUCAGAUCUAAAAUAUAUAAUGGUAAAAAUUUUCAAGUAAAACUUUAUUACGCCUGAGAAUCUUAUCUUAAUCAGCUCAAUUCGACCUCUUUAUUGAUGUGACUUACACGAUCGUUAUAUCACAUUAUAUGUUUAAUCAGUACACAAACUAUAUACUUAAGAUUGUGUAACAGCAAUAUUCCCAUAACGAGGGCACUAGUGUUGAGUCCAUUUGAUAGUCUUCAAGUCGAUGCCAUCUUCCACCAUUUCCCACAAUGGACUGCGAAAGAUGGAGCAAAUCAAAGCGAGGAUUAAAAUUUUAGCAUUCUACUUGACGCAUUUACGUCAUUGGACACCGUCAUUGAACCGUCACUGCUAAUAAAUAUAUGUAGAAACAGAUAGAGGUAAUCACAAUAUCUCAGAAACGUCCAACGAUCGAGUCGUUUCCACGUCGUGAAACAUGUGAUUAUAAGUUUUUAAUAUUAAGGCCAAAGUAAUGCAUAUGUAAGCCUAGAGUAUAAAUCGUUUCAUUUUUCAUCGCACUUGAAAUAAAUGUUUUUUUACGAUAA
Harpegnathos saltator (Jerdon's jumping ant) is the source of this 1460-nucleotide messenger RNA. It is a transcript of the gene RabX6, whose product is annotated as RAS oncogene family member RabX6. Gene Ontology annotation, molecular function: GTPase activity; GTP binding. Lineage: Eukaryota; Metazoa; Arthropoda; Insecta; Hymenoptera; Formicidae. The record is from RefSeq and is a predicted model, not a curated record. The coding region runs from base 44 to 667 and encodes 207 amino acids. The transcript is spliced from 3 exons.